This is a messenger RNA of Danio aesculapii, 836 nucleotides long. RefSeq names its product trafficking regulator of GLUT4 1-like. Gene Ontology annotation, cellular component: membrane. Bases 236 to 664 code for a protein of 142 amino acids. The record is from RefSeq and is a predicted model, not a curated record. The transcript has 2 exons. NCBI's taxonomy places the organism in Eukaryota, Metazoa, Chordata, Actinopteri, Cypriniformes, Danionidae.
UUCUUAGCUUAACUUAAUUUAUUUGUGUUGGGACAACAUGAAAGACUUUAGUGGAUCCCUGCAAUUUUUGCAGCGUGACAAGACCAGACAAGGGGUGCCCUGCAGUCACAUGUUCUUGUCCCUCCUCCUCAAAGUAUACUGAAUCCUCCCACACACUGUCUACAUUCAUUGACCAUCAGGACAGCAGAGUACAGCAGUGCAUUCAUCUCCAUACAAAGAAAACAAAAGCAGGAGAAUGGAUCCCAUGCUGAAUUCACCUGAGAAAUCUCAAUUUUCACCACCACCUGUCUACCAGGACAGUCCACCUCCAUAUACUCCAUACUAUCCAGGCCAGUCGGUCCCUCAAGGCCCCUGUGUUCAAGGGCCACAUCCAGGACAAGCGGUGGUCUCGGUGCAGCCUGCAGUUUUUGUGACCGCUGCUCCACUGCAAACUCCACCGCCAGAUUACCUGUGUUACUCCAUCUUCAACCUGUUUUGCUGCUGUUUCCCUCUGGGCAUCGCAGCGCUGAUAUUUUCCGUCUCUACUUGGAAUGCCAAUUUGGCAGGACAGCGUGAAUUGGCAGAGAAGAACUCCAAAAAGGCACAAACCCUGAACAACUUUGGUGUUGGUCUCGGCAUCGUUAUUAUUAUUAUGGCGAUUGUCUUAAAGGUUAUAAUACAUUAAAAUGCAUGUAAAAGUAUACAUAUACAUAAAUAAGCUGCUGUCAUUGUUGGGUGCAGAAUACAAACACAUUUGAUUCUCUUAAUUUUAAAAGUGUGCCAACAGUGAUCAUUUGGUGUUUGAUGAACAAAACAGUAGCUGAAUUGUUUCAAAUUACAAACACACACACACACAC